This is a messenger RNA of Procambarus clarkii (red swamp crayfish), 2119 nucleotides long. RefSeq names its product Ring finger protein 146 (gene Rnf146). Gene Ontology annotation, cellular component: nucleus; cytoplasm. NCBI's taxonomy places the organism in Eukaryota, Metazoa, Arthropoda, Malacostraca, Decapoda, Cambaridae. Gene Ontology annotation, biological process: ubiquitin-dependent protein catabolic process; Wnt signaling pathway. Gene Ontology annotation, molecular function: ubiquitin protein ligase activity; zinc ion binding; poly-ADP-D-ribose binding. The record is from RefSeq and is a predicted model, not a curated record.
ACACCAUCACUCUCCACUACUGGAACAUCUAUACCAUCACUCACAGCCUUUAUGACCUCAGAGUAAACAGCGAGUGGCUCCAACACCCAAGAGUAGCGAGACAAUUGCUGCACUCCCAGGUCACCAGGCACUUCCUGGAACAACUUCACUGGUCUUGAGGCACUCUGGCAGGAUCCAAGGCACUCCUUGGCAGGCCCCUGAAGCAGCACUACUCCUUGACAAGCCUCCAAUAGGCACUUCAGGUCCCGAGGCAGGUUCCUAAGGCACUCCUUGGAAGGCUCCUGUAGCACUACUCCUUGACAAGCCUUCCUAAGACACUUCAGGUCCCGAGGCACUGUAGGACCCUGAGGCACUCCUGGGCAUUUAUCAUGGCUGAAGCUGCGGCGACCGAGGAGGCUGCUGCAGCAACACUUAAAGAGAAGAGUGAUGAGAGUGAAGGUGAUGCUGGAGUGCUCCAACAGCAGCAGCAGAAAAAGGAAGAUAUUGAGGAGGAGGAGGAACUUGAGUGUGCAGUGUGUUUGCAAAAGUGUGUUCACCCAGUUCGCCUCCCAUGCUCUCACAUUUUUUGCUUCUUAUGUGUCAAAGGUGUAGCCAACCAAAGCAAGAGAUGCGCCAUGUGUCGGCAAGAGAUACCAGCGGACUUUCUUGACCACCCGACUCUUCUCUCCUCCAUAGAGGUUGAGAAGGAAGAAGUUCUCCCAGGAGGAUAUCAGUGGUUUUAUGAAGGACGAAAUGGCUGGUGGCAGUAUGACGAACGUACAAGUUACGAGUUAGAGGCUGCUUAUGGUUCUGGUCAGCGAGCUUGUGAAGUUUUAGUCGCAGGAUUUCUUUACAUCAUUGACUUUGAUCGAAUGGUGCAACUGAGACGCAAUGAUCCUAGUAGACGGCGUCGUAUAAAGAGAGAUCUCAGCUCCAUUCCUAAAAAGGGUGUUGCAGGCAUUAAACUUCCAAGCCAGUUAGAAGCAGAAUUGUCAGCCCUUCACUCAGCUGCACAUGCUAUACAUAUACCAAAUCAGAGAGAUGCUACUAUACCUAGUGAUUUAGGAGAUAAUAUAGACUCGACAACAAACAACAAUGAUCUCUGCCCACGCACACCCACUGCUCCAAGUAACACCCCUCAGACUCCACAUACCCCAAGUGCAGCAAGCAGCAGCAGUGGCUCUCCUGAUACUACUGAACCAACUCAUUUACAUUCCUUAAAUACAGAUUCUCAUCACCAUUAUCACCAUCUUCCACAGCCUCAUCAUCAUUUUUACCAUCACCAACUUCACAUACCACACCAUCUCGCACAUAAUUUAAGCACACCUAAUGAUCACAGCACUAUAGCACACACCAUGCAUUCACAUCAUCAGCCUGGUCAUCACCAUCAUGUGUCAAAUCAACAUUCCUCUGUGUCACCUCCAGUAAACAGUGGACCAAAUGAAGUUCAUUCCUCGAGUAUCUCAGGAUUAACUCAGCCCACCACAGAUCUGGAAGCUGCUGUAUACCAAAUGGACCAACUGUCCCUUUCAGCAGAUGCUCCUGAGUUUUACCCUCUAGAUUCCACUGAAGAUUCAAUCGACGAGACAGAGCAGUAUCAUCUAACUCUUUCAUCAGAAGAUGAACAACUUUGAUUUUUUUAACUACAGUCCUGACAUUCCUGUGGUAGUAAAUUAUAUGGUUUUAUUACAAAACAAAAUGUCCUUUCAUAUAUCUCAUUUUACUGGGAAUUUUCCAUUUUGGAUUGCCUCUUCUGGGCUCAUGGUGACUUUGUCCAUGACGGUUUUAUAUACAGUACAGUACUUGUGUGUGUCAAAAUGCAUUAGCGUGAUGAAAAGUGUUGUCAGGUUCGUGGAAGUGCAGUUGCAUGCUACCUCUCAGUCAGCCAUGUUUCAAAGCUUAAAAGCUCUGCAUAUUGUCUGUGACAUGAAAUUUUGGACACGUUGAAUAUUGCUUUACAUAGCAGCAUUGGUAAAUAUUCAUCAUUUAUUGCAUUGUUUAUUGAGCCAAAUUAUAAACUGUCAUCUCUACAAAUAAUGUUUUAUUGUUUUUAUUUCAUUCAUGCCUUAGGUUUUAAAGUCGAUAGCCGAGUAGUAUCUAUACAGUGCUGGUUUUUCAAUAAAAUAUUUUGUUUAUGGAA